Molecule: messenger RNA, 396 nt
Organism: Dentiscutata heterogama
Lineage: Eukaryota; Fungi; Glomeromycota; Glomeromycetes; Diversisporales; Gigasporaceae
Source: the annotation of a GenBank genome assembly
AUGAUUACCGGACUAAAUGUGCUAUUAGUCAUUUCACAUCCAGAUGAUGAAUGCAUGUUUUUUGGUCCUACUUUAUUAGAAUUGGGCGAUAGGGAAUAUAAAAAUAGAAUGCAUGUCUUGUGUCUAUCUGUUGGAAAUGAAUCUGGACUUGGAAAAAUCCGAAAGAAAGAGCUUGAAGCUAGUUGUACUUCUUUAGGAAUUGAUGUCAAAUUUGUCAAAUGGUUGGAUCAUCGUGAAUUGCAAGAUGGCCCGAAAAAUGAUUGGAAUCCUGAAUUAAUCUCUUCUAUCAUUGAAGAGUAUGUUGAAAAAAACGGAAUUGAUGUGAUAAUUACUUUCGAUAAUAAAGGAAUUUCAGGACAUCCAAACCAUUCAGCUGCAUAUAAUGGUGCUAGGUAA